AUGCUGAACACCAAGCACAAACGCUGCCGCGCUACUUCGCCGCCCAGGCCAGGAAAAAAAAAUGCCCGGAUCAAGCCUAAUAAGGAGACGUCAGGACGGACAGUGGGCGGGUUAGUAGCGUGUGCGCAACGCCCGCUUGGGUUCCUCCCACUGAUCCGCCGGGACACGCGUGGGGUUCCUGGCUCGAUUCGCCGUGAUCUGGGCCUUUCAGCGGCGGCAACAGCAGCAAGACUUUCCCCCAAAAUGCAGGAUCCUAAUGCAGAUACAGAAUGGAAUGACAUCUUGCGUAAAAAAGGCAUCCUUCCUCCCAAAGAAAAGCUGAAAGAGAAAGAACAGGCGGAAGAAGAAAAGGAGCAGCAGAUCCUCCAGCAACAAUCAGUUGUUAAGACCUAUGAAGAUAUGACUCUGGAGGAACUUGAAGAAAAUGAAGAUGAAUUCAAUGAGGAGGAUGAACGUGCUAUAGAAAUGUACAGGCAGCAGAGAAUAGCAGAAUGGAAAGUGUCACAAGAAAAGAAUAAAUUUGGACAAGUUUUGGAGAUCUCAGGACAGGAUUAUAUUCAGGAAAUUACAAAAGCUGGCAAAAAUAUCUGGGUGAUACUGCAUCUUUACAAGCAAGGUAUUCCUCUCUGUGCCUUGAUAAACCAACACUUAAGUGGACUUGCCAAGAAGUUCCAGGAUGUCAAGUUUGUCAAAGCUAUUUCUACAACUUGCAUACCCAACUAUCCUGAUAGAAACCUCCCCACAAUCUUUGUCUACCUGGAAGGUGACAUCAAGGCCCAGUUUAUUGGGCCACUGGUAUUUGGAGGCAUGAAUUUGACAAGUGAUGAAUUAGAAUGGAAAAUUUCUGAGUCAGGUGCCAUUAAGACAGACCUGGAAGAGAACCCCAGGAAACAAAUUCAAGACCAGAUGAUGACGUCCAUCAAGUGCUCUGUUCCAACAAAGAGAGACGAAAGUGACUCAGAGGAGGAUUAAGGCCUCAUGUGCAGCUCUUUGCUGUGCCAAAUUACUCAGAAUUACUCUACAAUGAAACCAGAAUAUUUAUUGCUAUAAAAUACUGUGUUUUAUUUCAGCCUGACGAAUAUCGGUGGU
Molecule: messenger RNA, 1089 nt
Organism: Ahaetulla prasina
Lineage: Eukaryota; Metazoa; Chordata; Lepidosauria; Squamata; Colubridae
Gene: PDCL3
Product: phosducin like 3
Exons: 7
Coding region: 1-972 (323 amino acids)
Biological process (GO): angiogenesis; positive regulation of gene expression; protein folding
Cellular component (GO): cytoplasm
Source: RefSeq, a predicted model, not a curated record